Molecule: messenger RNA, 3459 nt
Organism: Cydia splendana
Lineage: Eukaryota; Metazoa; Arthropoda; Insecta; Lepidoptera; Tortricidae
Exons: 4
Coding region: 130-1293 (387 amino acids)
Source: RefSeq, a predicted model, not a curated record
UUUGUAUGGCAAUGGGCAAGGUAAUGGAAAAUGUGACAUUUGUGAUUUGGCUGGGUGUGUUGAGUUGUGGCUUUUAGAAAUACUUUUUAACUGUUUUCAGUAUUUAUUAAAACACUUUAACUGUUCGCCAUGAGUAACUUAGAAGAAAAUGGAAAAAACCCGCCGAUAAGUGACUUAAAUGGAAGCGUAAACAGUGAAAAACCACGCAAAGAUUGGGUGAAAUUUGAAGAAGAUUCUCCUCUAUCUACGGUGCCUCUGUCGGAGAUAUCACCACAGGCGGCUGCUGCUGUUGUUCCUAGCACAUCCGAGUCCACGAGUUCGGCACAUCCAGCAGUAUUGAAGACUGAAUCGGUGCAUGUAAACUUAGAGCGCGGGGACAAAUCUGUGGAAGUCGCGCCUCAACCAACGUUAACUAAAAAUGUUGAAUUUGUUAACAUUCGUACGGGUUUUUCAAAUGGGGACAUCAUAGUAACUAUACUUCCAUCAAAUACCAAGUGGCCAUGGGUUACAGCAGCGCGCUUCAGACCUGAAUUAGUUCCUGAAGAACUCAUGGCUCAAGGACUCACUCUGACUGUUGAAGAAUAUGUCCACGCCAUGGAAUUACUUGUGAAUGAUGCCCGCUUCACUCUGUACAAUAUCUGCUACAAGCGUGUUCUUGUUUGUUGGAUAACACUUGCAUUUCUAGUGCUCCUAGCUCUACUCUUUUCUGGAUUGACAGGUCUCUUACUCUUUUCCCUCGGUGUCUUGUGGCUAGUACUUAAUGCUGCUGCUAUAUUCCUUUGUAUGUGGAUAAAAUUAACUCUUUCAAAGGGCCUGGAGCAAUGUCUGGCAAGUGUGAAUAAGUUGCUAAAUAAACAUAAAUUGAUAUUGGCCUUGGAUGAUCGAGGAAAGAUAUCUUGCCAUAAAGUUAAUCUUUGUUUCAUUUAUUUUGAUUCUGGUCCUUGUGUGGCUCACAUUCAGCAGUUUAUUGAGAGUGAAGAGGGCAAAACUAUAAUGCAAGGCUGGGAACAGAGACUUGAUGUGUCGGCAAAUGAUAUAGUCAUUCAAGGAAGUCAGUCAACUAGAUUGUCUCGGAAACAGGAAAGAGGUGCGCUUCUCUAUUUGCGGUACGUGGGGCGAUGGGGCGCCAUGGCUGUCAAAAACAGACUUAAUCUCAGCAGCACCGUGCCAGGCCGCCAUGGUGAGAAAUACGUCUGCCCUUGCCAAUUCAUAGAGGAGCACCUUAAAUGCAAGCCACCGGCUGGCAUUGCAAAGUUUUUCAUGUUACCGAAUCAGAAUGUUCAACUGUUUUAAGUGUUGUUGUAUUAUUGAAUCCGUCCAAUAUGUGUUGUAUAUAACAUAUCACAUAGGUUAAGAAAACGUUUAUGAAUAUAAUUGUUAUAGGUAUCAAUAAGUUUUUAUGUGCCCUUAUAUAUUUAAUAUUUAUUGACCCGAAGUGUUGAACGUUCGUAACGAUUUGAAUUUAAGCUUUAACGGCUUAUAUGUUAAACAUAUAUAAUUGUUAUUAUUUAGGGACAGAUUUUGGAAUUUUUGGACAGUAUUAUCUGAGACAAGUCAUUAAUAAUGAGUAAUCAUACUAAUAAUCUCUAUGAAAAUAUGUACCUAUUUCUCCUAUACAUUUUAUGAGCAAGACUCGGAAAAACGCCCGUCAUUAUGUAAUAUAAUCACGUAAUUUAGGAUCCAUUUAUGAGUCGAAAAUGUUCGUUCAGUCUACGGACGUCACUGGGGCAUAUUUAAUCGUUCACAUUAGUAUAAGGAAGUCUCUGUUGUACGGAACAGGGUUAUGUUUACAAAAUGACGUUUUUCUGAGCCUUGUUCAUGAGGUAUCUUUAGGUACUGCAAGGUUUCAGUUCCAUAUGUUUUGUAAGGAAUUUGACCUCGCUUACAUAUUGCCUCCAGUGAAUCUCUUUACCGUGUGAUAGACAACCCGCUGUUCACUUCUUCAAUGAGUAUCAUUUCAUACUUUAUUCAUUGCAAAAUAUAUAAGCAUUACAAUCCAAAAAAAAAAACAAGUCGCUUAUAUACAAAGACUAUUCAUAUACUUAUUUAAAUGCUAUACAUAUUUUAUUCCGGUGUUCAAACUGUCCCACAAAAUGUAAAAUCGCACAAGAUAACAUGACUAUUAUAAAUAGAUCUCUAAGCUAAAAACUUAAAUGUUUUCAACAAAUGGCAAUAUGUACUACCUGUAAAAACCAUGAAUAAUCUCUUUAUUUUAUGAUUUGUUAUUGCUAACCCUGAAAAUAGUAAAAAUGUACCCAUAUGAAAUGUACGUACCUAACCCAGAAUUUGUUCGCCGCUUUCACUAAUAAGAAGUGGAGACGAGAAAACAAAAUUCUAUAAGCGUAUUAAUACGUAAUGAAUAAAAAACCUUGUAAAUAUUAAUAGGUUUGGUAUCGAAUAUUUAUGCAUUUGUGGCCAUAAUUAUCUAAAAGCCAUUGUAUAUAAUAUAAUGUUUAACUAAACUUCAUUAAGAAAAAACCGUUCCACUCUAGGUGAAAUAGUGUAAGAUACCCCAUAUUAUGGAUUUAAUUCUUUUGAAUAAUAUCAGGGAGAAUUUGAUAUUCAGCAAAACAUUGGUGGCAAGUACGUUCUCUGUACGUUUUGUAAAGCAUGAAUAUGCAUUAAUUAUAUCUUCUUAGCUAUCUAAUGUCGGAUAUUUUGUUAUUUAUGGUAUUUUUAUCGGUAUUAUUAUUCUAUAAUUUCUGAUGUAGUAGAUUAAGUUGUGAGAUUGAACAUAAAUUACAUGUAGGGGUAAUCAUUUUGGAACCCCGUCAACAGGUAAAAAAAAAAAAUGUUUUUGCGAUAACGGGAGUGGUUAUAUAGUCACUCAUUGUCAUUAUCCGUGUACACUUAGUAUAGAUUCAUGGUUAGGUAUUCUAAUAAAAACACCCCUCCCUACAUACUUUUGCUUACCUACUGUGUACCUAUACAAAAAUAUAAAUAUGUAAUCUCAAAAAAAAAUCUUUUUUGGGUCCGUAGUUUAAGAAUGCCAACCCUCUGUAUGACCGUCCACCUGUAGGUACUGUACAUAUAGAUGGUCAAGCAAAUCUUGUCAGCAAAAAAGGCACGAAAUUCAAAUUUUCUAUGAGACGAUAUCCCUAUUUUUCAAAUUUGCCGCCUUUUUCUACUGACAAGAUCUGCUUGACCAACAUAAUAUAUAUUAUGUCUGUAACCCGGGCUGUAUUAAUUGCCUGUGAUGUGUUAGGGUCGGGGCAAUUAUGGCUGCGUUACUUUCUCUUGAUAUAAGAAGAUGUAACAUGAAAAUUUCGGAGUUAAUUUUUACUUAAUGGUAUAAAGGUAGGUACGGCAACAUCUAUUUUGCGUGAUCCAACGCGCUCUUGGAAGAGUUUUUAAAUUAACUAUACACAGUAAAACUCGAUUAAUAUAUUACAUAAAAUGUUUUUUUUUCGACUGAAUUUAGAUCACAAUCUAAUGCAGCUAGUCAGUGAAUUUUUUUUU